AUGUGGGGUUUGAUCUGGUUCUUGGUUGGCGCUAGCGCACCCAGCGAGUGUAAAUGGAUGAGUGAAGGGGAGCGUUUGUUCAUUGAAGCCGAGCUGGUGACAUCAGGCAACCCGGAGCAUGAGCAAGCAUCUACGAAAACACCUCGGUUGAAGAUAUUCACAUCUGUGCCUUUCUGGAUACUAUUGUUGGGACAGAGCACCUACGCCUCGGGCUUUUGGGCAAUGCUAACUGAAAUGCCUUCGUACAUGAAAAGCGAACUGGGACAGGAUAUCAAGAGCAAUGCACUUAUGUCAUCCAUACCAUAUCUGGCUAACAUGUUCCUCACAUUUGUAUUUAGUGUCUUAGCCAAUUUUCUGAAUAAACGUGGUUAUACAAGCGUCAAUACCAGUCGCAAACUGUUUAACACUAUCGGGUUCUGGGUGCCCGUAGUCCCGAUCAUAUUACUCGGCUAUGUGCGCGCCGAUCAGAGUGUGUUGGCACUUGGACUGCUUGUUAUUGCCGUUGGUACGAGUACGGCCUGCAAUUUGGGUUUCCUCAUUAAUCAGAUUGAUUUAUCACCCCAUUUUGGUGGUAUCUUUAUGGGCGUAGCUAAUUUGGCGACAAAUAUUAUGUGUUUAUUGGCACCACUGAUGGUGGGCUUCAUUGUUACAGAUGCGAAAAAUAUUGACCAGUGGCGUAUUGUGUUCUACAUUGUCGGUGGCAUGUACUUCAUUGGCAAUUUGUUGUUCCUAUUGUUCGGCGAGACGAAAAUCCAAACCAGGAACUGGGCGAAACGGUCGUCACCACAUUCGGUUAGAAACUAUCAAAAUGAAGAAUGA
Messenger RNA from Zeugodacus cucurbitae (melon fly), 819 nucleotides. RefSeq names its product putative inorganic phosphate cotransporter. Gene Ontology annotation, biological process: monoatomic anion transport; transmembrane transport. Bases 1 to 819 code for a protein of 272 amino acids. The record is from RefSeq and is a predicted model, not a curated record. The transcript is spliced from 2 exons. Gene Ontology annotation, molecular function: transmembrane transporter activity. Gene Ontology annotation, cellular component: plasma membrane. Lineage: Eukaryota; Metazoa; Arthropoda; Insecta; Diptera; Tephritidae.